AAUGAGGAGGCAGAGCCGGAGUGACGUAGUUCCGGCGUGUCGCUGGUGCCCGGGGAGCGAGCGAGUUGUAGGGAAGAGGCUUAGUCGCCGCCGCCGCCUCCUCCUCCUCUCCCCGUCGUCGAGGCUGGUGCCGGGUUCGGUCAAGAGAGGGCCGCCGCUGGGAAAGCAGUUGAUCUCACACAAUGUCCUUCAUAUUUGAAUGGAUCUAUAACGGCUUCAGCAGUGUGCUACAGUUUCUAGGAUUAUAUAAGAAGUCUGGAAAAUUAGUUUUCUUGGGUUUGGAUAAUGCAGGGAAAACCACUCUUCUGCAUAUGCUUAAGGAUGACCGACUAGGUCAACAUGUUCCUACGCUGCAUGCCACGUCAGAAGAGUUGACGAUUGCAGGAAUGACUUUCACCACUUUUGAUCUUGGUGGUCAUGAACAAGCUCGGCGUGUCUGGAAGACUUAUUUCCCAGCAAUUAAUGGAAUUGUUUUUUUAGUGGACUGUGCAGAUGAACCACGUCUUAUAGAAUCCAAAGUGGAGCUUAACGCACUAAUGACUGAUGAAACAAUUUCCAAUGUGCCAAUUCUUAUCCUGGGUAACAAAAUUGACAGAUCUGAAGCUAUCAGUGAGGAGAAGUUGCGAGAGAUUUUUGGGCUUUAUGGGCAGACCACAGGCAAGGGGAACGUGCCACUGAAGGACUUGAACACACGCCCUAUGGAAGUGUUCAUGUGCAGUAUACUGAAGAGGCAAGGCUAUGGUGAAGGUUUUCGUUGGCUAUCACAGUACAUUGACUGAUAUUUAGAGAGAGAGAGAGAGAUCUACCCCUGGACUGAUCCCAUUCACAGCUUCCUUAUGGACUUUUCUAUUAGAACAUGGAAGGCUCUGCAACCACAUACUGGCAGUUACCAAGAGACUCCUGUCUUCAGUGACCCUACAUCACAUUGGUGACACAAUUUUUCCCCUUUGUCUUGGAAAUUCUGUAUACUGGUGCAGGUUGUCACUUCCGGCUGCCAUUGUUUCCCAUGGAAACCAUGGCUUUCAGUUUCAGUGGGACUGCAGAGCUCUGCAUACAAUACACAAGUAGCUGGAAAAGAGAACAUGUCUCACCCCUGUGGCCAAUUGACUUAAAAGAAAGCAACUCUGUUUUUUACCAAAUGCAUUAAUGUAAAUGGUGUCCCUUUGAAUUGCUCAAGUUAGCAUUCAUCUUGUUUGAGCCAGAAUCUGUUAGCUUUUUUAAAAAGUCUAUUAUUAUUCCCAAAUGACUAAAUUUCAGUUAUCAUGAUAUCGAAAAUCAAAAGCGAACAGAAGAAGGGGCUCAAUUGCACUGCGGUGUGCUGUCAUAUUUCCUGAUCAUGAAGAUUGUGCUGUUAGGAUUGAUUUGUGCAGUGGUUUUCUCCCUCUUCCAUUUACAGGGUUAUAGUUCAGGAGAGAAAUGGCAUAUGUGCACGCAGGGACACAUGUUCUAGCUUUCUUCAUCAUAAUACAUAGAAGUCUGAAAUGUAGUUAAUUAUUUGGCCCACCUCUAAAAGUUAUAGUCACUUUUGUCAUUGGCAAUCCUUCCUUUCUUUGCAGCAACAGUGGCAAGGUUAUCUCACACAUCUGAUAAAGGAUGUCUUAUAUUGCAAGCAAUUCUACAAAAAAUGAAGUAGAAAACAUGAAUUUAUAAUGUUGGGUUACUGUAGCACUCAAUUGUUCCAGCAAGUACAUAUCAUUAUAUUCUUAAUGUAAACUAACCCUGUUUCUUUUAUAUUCAACAAAGUUUGUGAUUGAACUUUCAUUAUUUAACUAGACAUGUUUAUUUUUUAGUUAAACAGAUAAACAUCUUCGUUCAUGGCAUGCAAAUCUGGUUGAGUUGAAGCUGUUUCUAGGGUUCACUGAUAGAUUUUUUUCAUAUUGUAAGGAACUGCAGCUCAAAGUCUGAAAACAUUUCCUUGGCCACUCUAAUACUAAAGCUGAAAUGCAGAAUUGCAAGAAAUCAGAUGAAAUAUUGUGCCAUAGGCACUUAAUUGUGUUGCUGAGUAUAUCACCUGGUUCCACUUGGAACUUGAUGAACAGACUUUGUUAUCUAGAACCAUUUGUUUUAGGAUUGAGUUCCUUGACAGAGGAAAAAAAGUGUAUAAUGUAACAGAUGAAAGUUGCUGAGUUUUUGUGCUUGUGAUAUUGAAAAUCAGUUUACCUUAACCUUUAAAUCUAUCCUUUCACCUUUUGCUCUGGCAUGUCAAAAUGUGAUACUCAAAUAUUAACACUUGAUUGUCAGGUGUUCUCACUGAGUUCUCUAUGUAAACACAGCUGUAAGACAGGAUAAAUUCACUUUUUCUGCCAGCAAGAAAAGCUGAAUGUACUGCAGAAAGGUAUGUUUAAUGGUAUGUACAGGAUGAUGGCUCUGAUGUACAAAGUGUUACAAUGGGUGUACGUCCAAGGAAGUACUGUGAGAUACUUCCUUGAAAAAGGUAACUAGAUACAGUCUGAUUAGCAUCAAGAAGGCUCUCCUCUCACUUCUAGGAUAUUAGUAACUCCAGAUCUGUUUGCAGUGUCUACCAAAAUUGCUGCAUUUAGUGUCAUUAUUGAGUUUAAUUUAUGUAAAGCCCCCAGGUUUUACAUAAGUGUUUCAGUCAUCUUUGAAUAUUUCUUAGGCCAAAGUGCCUAUGAGUGUGGUGCCAAGGAGGUCCAGAAGAAUCACAUCAGUCUACAGUAAUCCAGCAAACAUGAUUGAUGACGUGCAAAACAAUUGGUAUCUCCAGUACAGAGCACCUAGAAUUCUUUGGUUGGCUGCUAGUCAAGGUAUGAAAAUGGGUGGUUCCUCUUGAAUCAACAAGAGGCCUGGUAACCCUUAUCUGAAAUGGCAUAUUCUGGUUCUAUGUUUAGUGGGGGAAAGACCCUCUGUAAACAAGAGUUCUAAAGUAACCCAGCAGGAACAAAGCUUUCUAUGAAAGUGGUGUCUUACCACUGGAGAAAGAGACAGUUAACAACGGUAACUUUCCCUUCUGCCUACCAUGUACUAUCAUUAGACAAGUCUAACUCCUUACAUUGUAUGGAUAUAAAAUUUAAUAUAUUCCUUAGAAAUUGGAUUGCAGAUUGGAAAAUAGGGAGAAAUGUGUCAUUCGGUUAGCAAAAUGUUUUAACUCCCCAUUUCUGGAAAUGUGAAACAUGUUUGCAGAGAAACUUUGUCUGUAUCCAAAACAUUUUAAUAAAAGUUUUUUAAAAAUCAUAUUCA
Molecule: messenger RNA, 3198 nt
Organism: Pogona vitticeps (central bearded dragon)
Lineage: Eukaryota; Metazoa; Chordata; Lepidosauria; Squamata; Agamidae
Gene: SAR1A
Product: secretion associated Ras related GTPase 1A
Biological process (GO): intracellular protein transport
Molecular function (GO): GTP binding; GTPase activity
Source: RefSeq, a predicted model, not a curated record